CAGGAUCACGUGAGGAUGCUGCUGUGGCUUCUCCUCUUUCCUGUCCUAGGUCUCGGGGCCUGGGGCAAAAUGGAAUGUUCUUUUGCAGGUGAUUUCUCCUGGGAUAAAACACAAACCAGACACUUGUCAGAGAGGCUCCGGUACCUGUUCGGCAACAUUUCCCAGCUCACUGGAAAAGGCAGUCUGGAUGUCUCCACCAUGGUCUCUCGUAAGGAGUGGGGGGCGGGAGCUGUCGGCUGCAGCACCCCGCUGACUAUGCCAGUGGACUUCCUUGUCAUGCACCAUGUUCCUGGGCUGGAGUGUGACAGUCAGCCUGCCUGCAGUCAGCGGCUGCGUGAGCUGCGGGCCUAUCACAUGCACAACAACAGCUGGUGUGACUUGGCCUACAACUUCCUGGUUGGGGACGAUGGCAGGGUGUACGAAGGUGUCGGCUGGGGCGUGCAAGGUGUGCACACCCAGGGCUACAGCAACGUCUCCCUGGGCUUCGCCUUCUUCGGCACCAAGGAAGGCCACAGUCCCAGCCCAGCUGCCCUGUCAGCCAUGGAGCGCCUGAUGUCCUAUGCUGUCCAGAAGGGCCACCUGUCACCCUUGUAUGCUCAGCCAUUUCUUGUGAAAGGCGAGAACUGCCUGGCUCCUCUGGAGAAGGCAGGUCCCAAGAAAGCUUGCCCCGACAUUGUAUCUCGGUCUGCUUGGGGGGCCAGGGAGACCCACUGCCCCAAAAUGACCCACCCAGCUAAGUACACCAUCAUCAUCCACACUGCGGGGAGAGCCUGCAACACAUCUGAGAAGUGCCGCCCGCUGGUCCAAACUAUACAGUCCCUCGUCAUGGACAGAUUCAACUCAUGUGACAUCGGGUAUAACUUCCUCGUGGGCCAAGACGGUGUCAUUUAUGAAGGUGUGGGCUGGAAUGUCCAAGGCUCCCACACUCAUGGCUACAAUGACAUUGCCUUGGGCAUUGCCUUCAUAGGUACCUUCUCAGGUACCCCACCCAAUGCCGCAGCUCUGGAGGCAGCUCAGACCCUGAUCCAGUGUGCGGUGGACAAGGGGUAUUUGACUCCCAACUACCUGCUGGUGGGGCAGAGUGAUGUUAUCAACACCCUGUCUCCUGGGAAGGCUCUGUACGACAUCAUCAGCACCUGGCCACACUUCAAACAGUGA
Messenger RNA from Miniopterus natalensis, 1158 nucleotides. The record is from RefSeq and is a predicted model, not a curated record. Lineage: Eukaryota; Metazoa; Chordata; Mammalia; Chiroptera; Miniopteridae.